This is a messenger RNA of Aphidius gifuensis, 1734 nucleotides long. RefSeq lists its product as uncharacterized. Bases 1 to 1734 code for a protein of 577 amino acids. The transcript is spliced from 3 exons. Lineage: Eukaryota; Metazoa; Arthropoda; Insecta; Hymenoptera; Braconidae. The record is from RefSeq and is a predicted model, not a curated record. Gene Ontology annotation, molecular function: nucleotide binding; DNA-directed DNA polymerase activity; DNA binding. Gene Ontology annotation, biological process: DNA replication.
AUGGUUGUUCAAGAGCGUUGGCGUAUCCAACGACUCAAAAACCUUGAGGAAUGGAAAAAAGAAAAAGAACGUGAACGAUCAGAUUCUACUUCAUCGAGAUUAAGCGACAAUCAGUCAAAAGAAGCUCUUCAGUGGCUGGAAUGGUCAGCAUAUUCAACAGCAAGUAAUAUUCAACAUGCUGGUAACUAUUAUGAAGUCAAAAUAGGUCCAAAAAAAAUUAGAGUUGAUGGUAUAAAUGAAAGACGAAAAAACAUUUUUCAGUAUCAUGGUUGUUGGUGGCAUGGAUGUAUUGAGUGUUUUAUGUUUAAUCGUGAUCAUGUACAAAAAGAUGGUACAACUUUAAAUGAACGUUAUGAACGCACGCAAAAUAUUACAAAGUAUUUAGAAGAUCAAGGUUAUGAUGUUAUUGAAAAAUGGGGAUGUGAAUUUAAAAAAUUGUUAAAAGGUGUACCUCAAGUAAAAAAAUUUGUGGAUUCUAUUGAUGCUAAUUAUUACGCAGCAUUGAACCCACGUGAUGCUUAUUUUGGUGGUAGAACGGAGAAUUUCGUCGAGUCAUAUACAGUACAACCCGGAGAAACUAUACAGUAUGUAGAUUUCACAAGUCUGUAUCCGAGUGUCCUUAAGCAAUCUGCAUUUCCAUUAGCUCAUCCUAAAGUAUAUGCUGGUCGCGAUAUCGAGAAAGAAUUUCCAAAUAAUGAUAUAUCAAAAAUUGAUGGAUUAAUAAAAUGUCGUGUACUUGCACCGUCUGAUUUACACAUGCCUGUUUUGCCUGUACGUUCAAAAAAUAAAAAACUUUAUUUCCCACUCUGUCGUACAUUAGUUGAUACAAUGGAGUCAGGUUUUUGUAAUCAUAAUAAUAAUGAGAGAAGUUUAAUCGGGACUUGGGUGUCGUCAGAACUAAAACUUGCUUUAACAAAAGGAUAUGUCAUAGAAAAAAUAUAUGAAGUUUGGCAUUACGAUAAAAUGUCGAUGAGUAAUAAAGAAACUAAUGAAGUCGGUUUAUUUACAGGAUAUAUAAAUACUUUUCUUAAAAUAAAACAAGAAGCCAGUGGGUACCCAUCUUGGGUCAAAACUGAAUCUGAUAAAGAUCAAUAUAUCGAGGAAUAUUUUCAAGCUGAAAAUAUUAAAAUUGAUAAAGAAAAUAUAGAUUUUAAUCCAGGUCUCCGUACAUUGAGUAAAAAUAUGCUCAAUUCGUUAUAUGGUAAAUUAGGACAGAAAAGUUCUUUAUGGCGUAAAACAAUUUGCAGUGGUUUACAAGAAUAUUAUGAUAUAGUAGAUAACGAAAAAAAUUUAAUUCAAUUUAUCGAACCAACAAAUCAAGAAACUGUUCUAAUUACGUGGAAGUUAAUUAAUGAAGAAGAACCUUUAACAAAAACAACAAACGUUGUAUUGGCGGCUUUUACAACAGCGUACGCUCGAGAAAAAUUAUAUUCUUGGAGUAAAUUGAGAGAUUUAACUGAUGAGCUAGAAGAGUAUGGAGAAGGUUCAUACAUAAAAUCUUUUAUAUCGGGUGGGCCAAAAUUUUAUUCUUUUAUUGUACAAAAACCUGAUGGUGGUCAAGUAGAAGUCUGUAAAUUAAAAGGUGUACGACUUGACUUGGAAGCACAAAAAUUUAUAAAUUUUGAUACUGUUGAAUCAUUAAUUAAGCGUGAAAUAGAUCCUUUUGAAAUUAAAUAUAAUUCUAUCCGUAGAACAAGAGAUCUACAAGUGUACUCUACUAUUGAUAAAAAAUGA